This is a messenger RNA of Pseudoliparis swirei, 5411 nucleotides long. Its product is annotated as E3 ubiquitin-protein ligase CBL-like. The transcript is spliced from 12 exons. Gene Ontology annotation, cellular component: membrane raft; plasma membrane. Gene Ontology annotation, biological process: negative regulation of epidermal growth factor-activated receptor activity; signal transduction. The record is from RefSeq and is a predicted model, not a curated record. Lineage: Eukaryota; Metazoa; Chordata; Actinopteri; Perciformes; Liparidae. Bases 84 to 2057 code for a protein of 657 amino acids. Gene Ontology annotation, molecular function: calcium ion binding; phosphotyrosine residue binding; receptor tyrosine kinase binding.
UCUAUCUUAGGACCAUAGUGCCAUGGAGGACAUUUCGUCAGGCUCUCCAUGAGUUUCACCCAAUCAGCUCGGGCUUGGAGGCCAUGGCUCUCAAGUCCACCAUCGACCUCACAUGCAACGACUACAUCUCAGUCUUUGAGUUCGACAUCUUCACCCGGCUCUUCCAGCCAUGGUCGUCACUUUUAAGGAACUGGAACAGUCUGGCAGUCACGCACCCGGGUUACAUGGCCUUCCUAACCUACGACGAGGUCAAGGCUCGACUGCACAGGUUCAUCCACAAACCUGGCAGCUACAUCUUCAGGCUGAGCUGCACUCGGCUGGGCCAGUGGGCUAUCGGCUACGUGACAGCUGAUGGGAACAUCCUGCAGACCAUCCCCCAUAACAAACCGCUCUUUCAAGCCCUCAUUGAUGGAUACAGAGAGGGAUUCUACCUGUUCCCAGAUGGUCGUACACAGAACCCAGACCUAACAGGGCUGUGUGAACCUUCUCCACAGGACCACAUCAAAGUUACUCAGGAGCAGUACGAGCUGUACUGUGAGAUGGGCUCCACUUUUCAGCUCUGCAAGAUCUGUGCAGAGAACGACAAAGAUGUGAAGAUCGAGCCCUGCAGGCACCUGAUGUGCACUUCCUGUCUGACAGCGUGGCAGGAGUCGGAGGGUCAAGGCUGCCCGUUUUGCCGCUGUGAGAUCAAAGGCACGGAGCCCAUCGUGGUGGACCCGUUCCACCCAAAGGCCAGCGGGACCUCCUUUGCUGGUUUUCAGGGUUCCAGCAGAGCAGAAGCUGCCGGCAAUGACGAGGAAGAUGAUGACCGCCUGGAGGAUCACCUUGUCAUGAGCAGGCUGGCCUGCACCAAGGUCGAGCGCUCACCCUCUCCAGUCUCUCAGCUGCCUCCGGUGCCCCCCAGACUGGACCUCCUGCAGCAGAGGCCCUGCAGCUCCCACAGCGCACAGACUCAGGGAGCCACAUCCAAGAUGGCGGCCACUCACAGGGACAAGCCUCUACCUCUGCCUCCAACCCUGAGAGAGCUGCCCCCUCCUCCCCCUCCGGAGCGCCCCUCCCUGGUCGGCCAGGACUCCAGACUCCAGAGGAGGCCGCUGCCGUCCACCCCUGACCAGGCCGCCUGGGCCUCCAACUACAUGGUCCCGCGUCCAGCAACAAAGGUCCUGUCAGCCUUGUCCCCCAUCCCUCAGAACAACGGAACCAGUGGAGAGGGAAGUAAACCCCAGGCAGCCACCAACGUCGUCUACUGCCUGACUGCAAGAUCUCCGCCAGCGUCGGCAGCAUCGAGUGGGGAGAAGUCUGACUGUGAGGAGAAUGAGUACAUGAGUCCCACCUCUCUCCCCGCUGCUGGUGCACCCUGGGUCAUCACUGGCUCCCUGGUGCCGCCGGUGCAGGCAAACCACCACAACGACAUCAGUGAAGCGGCUGAAAGCGACUCUGAGGAGCCCAUCGUCUACGAGUCCAUGUGUAACAUCCAGGCCCAGGCCGGUUCCUCCGAGGCGGCACAGGCCUCUGAACCGGACCAACCGCAACAUUCACCCGCGGUUCCCCAGGACAAGGAGGAGGAGAGCAUUGAGGAGGAUGUUUACGAGUACGACUGUCCCAGACCGGUCAUCCCUCCGGCCCCCACCAGGAGGACCCUGUCGGAUAUGGGCGGUCCCGCAGCGGCCUUCAGCACUCUCAGCAUCGACAGUGCAGUCGAAGCCAGUAUGUUUGCAGCGGGGGCCGAACCGGACCGUCCCCCCAAGCCUCUGCCACGGCGUGUCAACUCCGACCGACGGCCUCGGCCGGCGAACCGUGAAUUUGCCGCUCCAUUGCCAGACCUCCCCGGUCCCUCCUCGGCCUCUCCCUCUCCUGCUCCUGGCCCCGCCCCCGGCCCCGCCCCCAGCCCCGCUCCCGGCCCCGCUCCUGGAAGCCAGACCCUAAACGGGGAGAUUGAAUGCUUGAUAUCCCAGGGCUACUCCAUUCAGGACAUCCAGAAAGCCCUGAUGAUCGCCCAGAACAACCUGGAGACGGCCAAGAACAUCCUGAGGGAGUUUGUCUCCAUCGCCACAUAGUCGCUGCAGAAGCCCCGCCCCCCCCUCUGCCCCCCCUCUCUGUCUCACUCUGUGCCAUUACCAUGGAUCGCAUUAAACAAGCACUUUCCUGCAGGGCUAAACGUAUCGUACUCUGAAGAGAGCAAAGUGGCUGCGUUCACGUCAUAUCGGAGGAAUGCGGACGACUUCAUCCGCUCGCUCUCGUCUUUGAAACACCCGACCAAACGGGGAACUAACUGCAGCAGAUAUCACUUGCUUUUUUCUAAGUGGAGUUUUGUGUUAAAAUAUAUUAUUUUGAUUAUCUCGGACUACUGUUAUGCCAAUUGUUUGCCAUUGGAUCCUAAAACAUCUCCUUGUUUUCUAGUCGGCAGCACUUGAGGAUCGAGGGCUCCCACUAACGGGAAGUAUCCGACGGCGGGUCCAGUUUGGUUUCAAGAACAGCUCGGUCGGAGCAGACGAGUCCGAUAUGAUGUGAACGUACACGGAGAAGGAACGCCUUUUAAUGUGAGCUCUCUGUAGCCAAGUGUUGACCCUGUUGCUCUUCGUCCACUCGUGCCGUGGCGUCGUCCGCUAAGCUGAGGUGACCAGUAGAAGUAUUGUGCGGAUAGUCGGCGUUCAGUUUGGUGCUUUUUACGGGCUUCUUGGCAAAUCUGUGGUGUAUGAAUAUGUAGCGAGGUUAGUUCUGUUGUGCGUGUGUGUGUGUGUGUGUGUGUGUGUUCAGUGCUGAUGAAUGUUCAGUGCCGUGUUGCAGGGCUUCGGUUCGGAGGCGUCGCCGUGGCCUCGCUCCGGUUCUUUUCGACGGCGUUCGACGAGUUGAACUUGAACUCCGUGUUUUUCCUCUCAGCUCCCGGUCCAAUGACGGUUCUAUGAUGAAAUAACACGGUUUAAUGUUUGAAGUCCUCUCAUAAAUUGUUGUGCCGAGUGUCGAACUAACUGGCUUGAUUUUCAGACGUUUAGUUUGUCCUUUAAUUCCAUGAUCGCUCGCCACCAUCACAGGUGGUCUGACACUGAAGGCUGGUUGAUUUACGUUGACGCUUCUGUGUACUCUCAUGGGUUCCUACGAAUAAGGAACAUGUCUUUAAUGGGGUAAUUUAUAUUGUUUGAAGUGGGGAUGUAUGAGAUACUUAUCCAUAAUCGGUUCAUUACUGACAGUAAAAGGCGAUCGCGAUGCUCUAGUUGGGAGAAACAAGCACAGGAGAGCAAAGUACCUCUGAGGAGACGCACACGACUCCACUUCAACACAACAUGAACGAGUCCUUUAACAUGUGCCGUUAGAUUUCCUCUCCCGUGCUGAUGGGAUUAAGCUCACAUUAAGCUCUCGUUAUGGACCCAGUCAGUUGAGGAACUAGUUGAUGAAGGGAUGCACAUGGAGCCCUCAAGCAAAGAAACAGAAGGCGAUCCUGUCAGGGUUGAAUGUAAUGAACGCAGAUGCUGAAACCAAUAUUACACAUUGUUGGCGGUGUUGGGACACAUUAUCACAGAAACAUUCCACGGAUUGGAUUUCCCUGCUUAUUGUUAUUUGACAUGCAUUCCAUUUUAAAUCACUUUUGCAAUGCCGUAGUGCAAAGAUUAGAUUAGUGGAUUGACAGAAAACAUUGCGACAAUUAUUUUUGAUUACUGCGAAAACCUCAAAGUUCCAGCGUCUCAAUUGUAAGGAUGUCGCUGUUUUUAUUUUGUCUUGCGUGAAAGUGACUCGAUCGGUUGUGGGGUUUGAAGUGUUCAUUGGACAAAACUAGCAAUUUGAAAACGGCAAUUUAACAGACAUUUCACAAAUUUAAGACCAAAAGAUUAUUCGUGGAAAUUAUAAGCAGAUUAAUCACAACGGUGGACAUGAUUGAACGUCGUUAGCGUCCGACUGAAUCUAAAAACAGAAUGCUGUAAAGUUCUGGACCGAUAAUGAGAACCUUCCCCUCCGAGUCACUGCCAGAAACAAGACGAGUCCGAGUCUUCACACUUUCACAUCUUUCAAACAGAGAUGUCUGCAGUGUCCUCCUUUUUUCCCGCCUUUUAAAAAAAAUAGAUCUUUAGUAAUCACUUUUGAUUUCUGGUCGUAACACGCUAAUGUGCCUUCUGUCAAUCGCGAGCCGCACAUGCCAGCAACAGACCAACCAGAAGGAGAACAGUUCCUCACGCUUACUUCUCCAAUGAAAUCGACACCGCUUUAUCCCAAAUGGAUCAUUUUGAGUUCCCAACAAUACAGAAAUGUAUACCUGAGACUUCAUGAAUACAAUUUUCAUGGUUUUGAAACCAAGAUAUCUGCUGAGGCGGAACAUUUUACAGCUGAAAAAUCUACUUUUAAUGUUCCCUGUUGGAUAAACUGGCGAAAUGGUCGUACGUUGCAUUCAUCAAUGUAAAAAAAGAAAAUGAAGCCCAUAUCUUGUUUCUAUGACUUGGUUUACUUACAAUUUUGUGGUACUAAUUAUAAUAUACUGUCAUAAUUUGUUUUAUUUAUUUAUUGAAUGCAAUGUGCAACCGUACUUUGCAGUUAAUACCGAGGGCGGGCGGCUGGAACCCAAAAGGACCGAUGCUGCCGAUACAAAGUCUGGCUUUGAGUAACGAUACUCGCGUCGAGAAAGAAAAAUAUCCAUGAGUUUGACCCCAUUCUGGUCACAUGAACACUUUUCUAUGAUCGCACCUCUGCUGCGGUUGUGUGUAAUUACUUUUUUUCCGUGAUAAAAUUCACAACAUGCAUAUUAUUAAGUCACUAACAAAGAAUUACAAGAAUAAAAUACUAAUAAUUCCUGACAUUUCUCUUGCGUACAUUACCUGCUUUUAACAAUAACAAGUAUCGGUCAGCGGCUCGAAAUCAGAUUUUGUGGGAUCUUCCAGCUUUUGUCCUGGCAGAUUUGUCAGGCUCCAAAUUUAAAUGCAAUACAUUUUUCUUUUCAAAAUAAAUUUUAAAUAUCUCAGCACCGCUGUAGAAUCCAGUCAGAUCUUUGAAAACAGACAUAUGCUAAGUGUGAUUAGAGUAUUGAGGAAACUUGCAAAACAAUAAGGACCUCUGCACUGACCCCCCCCCUGCUGACGGGGCAGAGUUUGGUGAAACUGAGGGUUUGCAGCUUUAAUUUGCCCCAAACAUUUGAGCCCAUUUUACAAGCAGCAUGCUGCCCGGCGGCCCGUCUUGGUUUCCAGAGAAUGUGUCGUCGGUAAGCAGCCUUGCGUUCCCUCGAUCUCCACUGGUGAAUUACGUGUGGCAUCGUCAUGGUAACUAAUAUUUUCAACAAGAACUUGCCUACUAAAAAGCUGUCUUCAAAGGUUGUUGCCUUUUUGUAAAUAUGAUUUUAUUUAUUGUCUUUUUAAUCCUCAGCAUUUGUUGUGUUGCCAUGUUUCAUGCCUAAGCCAUUAAGAUUUUUAAUUAAACAGUAUUUUCUUUAA